CUCUCAAUUUUUCCCUCGAGCUCCCUCCUCUCCCUUUGUCAUUCUAGCUGCCUGCUGCCUCCGCAGCGUUCCUCCAGCUCUCCGUGCUGACAGCCUGCACCUUAGACAGACAGGGUGCGCCAAGCAGAAGGAUUAGUCGGGACCUGCCUUGGUGACCCCAUGGCAUCCCCUAGAACCGUAACUGUCGUGGCCCUCUCAGUGGCCCUGGGACUCUUCUUUGUUUUCAUGGGGACCAUCAAGUUGACCCCCAGGCUUAGCAAGGAUGCCUACAAUGAGAUGAAACGUGCCUACAAGAGCUAUGUCCGAGCUCUUCCUCUGCUGAAGAAAAUGGGGAUCAAUUCCAUUCUCCUCCGCAAAAGCAUUGGUGCUCUCGAAGUGGCCUGUGGCAUUGUCAUGACCCUUGUGCCUGGGCGUCCCAAAGAUGUGGCCAACUUCUUCCUACUCUUGCUGGUGUUGGCUGUGCUCUUUUUCCACCAGCUAGUUGGUGAUCCUCUCAAACGCUACGCCCAUGCCCUGGUGUUUGGAAUCCUGCUCACAUGCCGCCUGCUGAUUGCCCGAAAGCCCGAGGACCGGUCCUCUGAGAAGAAAUCCUCACCGCCAGGGAAUGCGGGGGGUGCCACCGCCAGCAAUGCAGGAAAUACCGAGGAGCAGCCCACCUUAUACGAGAAGGCCCCUCAGGGCAAAAUGAAGUUGUCAUAGGAAAGCGGAAGUGCAAAAAGUGGACCUUCCAGGCAGUUGCCUCCAUGACCCAGGAAGAUGUCAGUGUGUGUUUUUCAUUUGAUUUAUUUAUCUCGGGGGAAAGGGACAAAUAUAAUCUGCAAGUUAAUGGCCUUGUUGGCUUGUGUACACUUAUACCCUAAAAUGAUCUCCCCACAUAGACAUAUGUGCACCACCUUUAAUCACUCUGGGGCAACUCUCACAUCUUGCUGCAUGUACAUGUAUAUGGCUAACUAUUGAAGUGUAUUUGUGAGAUGGACUCCAGCAAGCAUGUGACUGUGAAAUUAUGUGUGGGAAAAUGUUACUUACCGUGUCUGUGUGUGUAGGUGUGUGUGUGUGUACGCACGCACGUGCGAAGGAGAAGGCUCUGAUCUUGAACUAGUCCUGCAUAGGUAUUCUCUUAUAGACUGAUUCUAGUGAAGGCAGAAUUAAAUAAAUGUCCUAUAAAAAGAAUCCUACUCACUUCUGGUAUGAAACAAACUAUAGAUUCCCAUGGGAUGGAGGAAUCCUUCACUUGAUUAAGCUGAAAACUUAAACCUACCACUUUAGGGAAAAGGUCCUUCAAUUUAAGACGCUGAGUUAUAUGUAAGAUUAAUUAGCCUCUAACAGUUGUCUAAAUUUUAAAUACUCCAUAUUGAGUUUAAUUAAAAUGAGGGAAAUGUGCAGUCAAUAGAUAAUCUAAUUCUUCAAGUGAUAAAAUUGGAAGUUUCACCUUGCCUUUGUCCGAGCCCAACCUACUAAGCUCCUCUACUCACAGCUGGAAACUGAAACAGUAAGCUUGUUACCAGACAUCUUUUUUGGAUUUUCUUAAGUCCAAUGCUGCCUCACUUCCACUUUUCUCAGCAGCUAGCCAGGAUUUGGCAGCUGCUCUGCUGUUGCGGUUGAGGGAGCAGGGAUUAGUCUGUUAGAAGUAUGUGAAUCUCAAAUUCUAGCUGUUCUCUUAAAUCAUCUGAUAUUUGACAGAGGAGCUGUAUCCAGUGUUUCCCUGACAGACAGAUUCGCUAUCCCUAUUGAAUUUUCACUGAACUUUGCUAGUGUAAGCAGAGAUCCAAGUUACCCCCAUAGUCUCCUCUAUACCUCUCUAUCAUUCCAGUGGGUGGAGUUUAGCUGGUGGGACAGACCUUCAAUGUGGGUUACUUGGAUUGAGCAGUAUGAAAAUUUGCUUUCUUCAUUACAUACUGCAGCUUCUCCUUGUUAGAUGUGCUUUGAUGGCUUUAAUAUUAUUGUGCCAGGGAUGGGGAAGGGGGUGGGGGUGUUGUGUGUGUGGGGAGUACAAAUUAUUGUAUUUUCUUCAAUGUCAUUGUUCUUGUUAAUUGAUACCUCUCUGUCUUAUUUCUCUCAUUCUUUCAAAAUAAAAAUUUUUGAAGUUUGGA
Messenger RNA from Sus scrofa (pig), 2090 nucleotides. RefSeq names its product transmembrane protein 35A (gene TMEM35A). Gene Ontology annotation, molecular function: acetylcholine receptor regulator activity. Gene Ontology annotation, cellular component: endoplasmic reticulum. The record is from RefSeq and is a predicted model, not a curated record. Gene Ontology annotation, biological process: positive regulation of protein localization to cell surface; chaperone-mediated protein complex assembly. NCBI's taxonomy places the organism in Eukaryota, Metazoa, Chordata, Mammalia, Artiodactyla, Suidae.